Canariomyces notabilis is the source of this 1062-nucleotide messenger RNA. RefSeq lists its product as uncharacterized. Bases 1 to 1062 code for a protein of 353 amino acids. The transcript is spliced from 5 exons. Gene Ontology annotation, molecular function: transmembrane protein transporter activity. Gene Ontology annotation, biological process: protein import into mitochondrial matrix. NCBI's taxonomy places the organism in Eukaryota, Fungi, Ascomycota, Sordariomycetes, Sordariales, Chaetomiaceae. The record is from RefSeq and is a predicted model, not a curated record. Gene Ontology annotation, cellular component: mitochondrial outer membrane translocase complex; mitochondrial outer membrane.
AUGGCGUCCGCCACUGAUACGUCGCUAGCUUUUCUGCGCAAUAACCGUCUCUUCUCUGGGCUGUCAGAUGUUUAUAAUGGCUUUCAAGAACGGAGAGCAAAGCUGGGGCUGCCCAAUCCUGGUUUGGUAGAGAACGUCGCAAAGGAGGUCCAGCGCGAUGUUCUCACCACGAAUUUGAUGUUCCAAGGCCUGCGGGCCGAUCUUACCAAGGCCUUCAGCCUCAGCCCUUUAUUCCAAGUAUCCCACCAAUUCGCCAUGGGCGAGAGGCUGAACCCUUACACUUUCGCCGCCCUGUAUGGUACAAACAAGAUGUUUGCGCAAGGAAACAUUGACGAGCAAGGCAACCUUUCCACAACAUUCAACUGGAGAUGGAGCAACUCUUUUGUUACAAAAUCGCGAUUCCAGAUCGCACCUGGCGGCACAGGCCAAGACAUGGCCCAAUUCGAGAACGAGUACACAGGCGCCGAUUUCACUGCCACCAUCAAGGCCCUUAACCCUUCCUUCCUCGAGGGCGGAUUGACGGGUAUCUUCAUCGGGCAGUACCUACAGUCGGUCACCCCGAAGCUUGCCUUGGGUCUGGAAACUGUCUGGCAGCGCGCUGGCAUUACUCAGGGCCCGGACACGGCUGUUUCGUACGUUGCCAGGUACAAGUCCGACAACUGGAUUGCCAGCGCUCAGCUGCAGGCUCAGGGCGCCCUCAACGCCUCGUACUGGCAACGCUUGUCCGAUAAGGUUCAAGCCGGCGUUGACAUGACUCUUUCAGUUAAUCCUGGCGCCGCUAUGAUGGGCGGGCCUCAGAAGGACGGCACCGCCACGUUCGGCGCAAAGUACGACUUCCGUAUGUCGACUUUCCGGGCACAGAUUGAUUCCAAGGGCAAACUGAGCUGCCUUCUCGAGAAGCGGGUCGCUGCUCCUGUCAUGAUGACUUUUGCUGCUGAUGUCGACCACGUUACGCAACAAGCCAAGAUUGGAGUUGGCAUUUCCAUCGAGGCUGGUGGCGAGGAGCUUCAGGAGCAGCAGGACGCCCUUGGUGCUCAGCCUGCGAUGAACAUCCCGUUCUAG